AUGGAACAGAAACUCCGGAAGCUUGAAGAAACCUUGGCAACAUAUGCGAACAACCCUAGUCCCAACUUGAACGCCCCCGACGAAAGCGAACAAACGUCGGACGGUACGCUGUCUGCUACCGAGACACUCGAAGAUGACGAGAGUACCUUCAGCGAGAAAUCCCGUCGCCUGAGGAUUGUCAUAGAUCUGGAAUCGAGCCAAAGGGCUCCUGCUCCGAGCCAUUAUCUUCACUUAACUGCCUCCACACAACCAAGAACCCAUCACGAUAUUAUUUCCCGUGGAGUCAUAAGCAUUGAGAAUGCACACAUAUAUUUUGAUGACUAUCACAACCAGCUGGACCACUUCGUGUAUAGUAUUCUGGGAGACCAUGGAUCUAUGGCGCUAGAGGAUAUUCGCGAUGUUUCGCCGUUUCUGAUGACUGCGAUCUGUGCUGUUGGCGCUCUGCAUUUAGCAUCUCCCGAUUUUGACGAGCUUUAUCGAGAAUGUGUGGCUUUAAGCGCUUCGCUGAGCUUUGUUAAGAAUACGGUAGAAGACGUCCAAGCCCUCUUAAUCGCUGCCUUCUGGAUGAGCGAUUUAUCCUGGACAUGGGUCGGGCUUGCGGUACGAAUAGCCACGGAGCUCCAAUUGCACAGAAGCUUUCCGAGAGCAAUUCUUGGUGAUCGAGAACAAUAUUCAAACACACGUUUAUACUAUCUGGUAUAUGUAUGUGACCACCACUUCUCUAUACCAUAUGGCAGGCCGCCAACCACUCGAGAAUGUGAAGCUGUGCGGGAUGCACGGAUGUUCUUGGACUGUGAGCAUGCUACAGAGGAUGACGCGCGGUUAAUAAGCCAAGUCUUCUGCUGGAGUAUUUGCUCCAGCAUCUAUGACGCGUUCGGUGCGGAUGUCGACCGACCUCUCUCUGAGGCACAGAUUUCCGAUGUGCGACGGUUCAGCAUUUCCUUGGACUCCCUUCGUGCUGAGUGGGCAGAUAUAUUUGGCCCCAACGCCCAUGUUGGUAACUAUCCGCGCAAAGGUGUCGGUGUACGGUACCAUUUCGCCAAACUGUACCUCUGUUCGCAUGCUCUUCGAGGGGCUAGGUCUGUUCAGGCUAGGUCUCGAUCGCCCGAUGUUGUCGCAGACCUGGAUGAGAUUGCCAAUUCCGCCGUCCUUUCCGCUCUUUCUAUCCUGCGUGCUGUGAUUUUGGACUCAGAGAUGCAAUCAUAUCUCAGCGGCUUGCCGGCUUAUUUCCAUAUCAUGAUUGCCUUUGCAGCUGUGUUCUUGCUCAAAGUCUCCACUCGUGUCUCUUCUUCCAUUAUGCUCGAUAUUCCGGAAGUCAAACUUCUGAUGAACUCGCUGGUGGUGAUUAUGAAAAAUGUGACAGCAACUAUGCAUUCACGGCACAUACUAGUAACUAUCACGAAAGCGGUAGAGGAACUUCUACAACGAAGUAGAAUGGCACCUGAGCAAGCUGCAGUGAUGUCUACCACGACAGGAAUGAAGCCUCGGGAUGCCAUAACCGAUGCAGGAGAGCUACAUGGAGAAAUACCUACAGCAGGUGACGAAAUGUUUGGUGAGCUUUUCAUAAAUGAGUAUGAUCUACUUCUAGGUCUACAUCAUGGAUGGCUUCCCUAG
Messenger RNA from Aspergillus tanneri, 1614 nucleotides. Its product is annotated as fungal specific transcription factor domain-containing protein. Gene Ontology annotation, cellular component: nucleus. The record is from RefSeq and is a predicted model, not a curated record. NCBI's taxonomy places the organism in Eukaryota, Fungi, Ascomycota, Eurotiomycetes, Eurotiales, Aspergillaceae. Gene Ontology annotation, biological process: regulation of DNA-templated transcription; DNA-templated transcription. The transcript has a single exon. Bases 1 to 1614 code for a protein of 537 amino acids. Gene Ontology annotation, molecular function: transcription cis-regulatory region binding; DNA-binding transcription factor activity, RNA polymerase II-specific; zinc ion binding.